AUGGCGCAAAUAACAGACGCCAGCAUGCGCGAAAUCAUUGUUCAGCGCCUCGCUGCCGUCCACGUCGAGGUCGCCGACAUGUCUGGCGGCUGCGGCCAGGCAUUCACCUCACUCAUUGUGUCGCCCCAGUUUCGGGGCCUCGGCGCGCUCAAGCGCCACCGCCUCGUCAACGCUGCUCUCAAGGACGAGAUUGCCGCCAUCCACGCUUGGACGGCAAAGUGCCAGACCCCCGAGGAGUGGGAGCUCACGAGGGGGGCCGCGGCGCCGCCGACAGACGGCACCGUGGGGGGCCAGGUCGAGGGCACAGCGCAGUGA
Molecule: messenger RNA, 315 nt
Organism: Beauveria bassiana ARSEF 2860
Lineage: Eukaryota; Fungi; Ascomycota; Sordariomycetes; Hypocreales; Cordycipitaceae
Product: BolA domain-containing protein
Exons: 2
Coding region: 1-315 (104 amino acids)
Biological process (GO): intracellular iron ion homeostasis
Cellular component (GO): nucleus; cytosol
Molecular function (GO): 2 iron, 2 sulfur cluster binding
Source: RefSeq, a predicted model, not a curated record